This is a messenger RNA of Loxodonta africana (African savanna elephant), 1017 nucleotides long. Its product is annotated as olfactory receptor 1468-like. Gene Ontology annotation, molecular function: G protein-coupled receptor activity; olfactory receptor activity. The coding region runs from base 1 to 1017 and encodes 338 amino acids. The transcript has a single exon. Gene Ontology annotation, biological process: G protein-coupled receptor signaling pathway. Gene Ontology annotation, cellular component: plasma membrane. NCBI's taxonomy places the organism in Eukaryota, Metazoa, Chordata, Mammalia, Proboscidea, Elephantidae. The record is from RefSeq and is a predicted model, not a curated record.
AUGGACAAAAACAACCAGUCUAGUGUCUCUGAAUUCCUUCUCUUCGGUCUCUCUGAGAAGUCAAACCACCAACCUCUCCUAUUUGGCAUCUUCCUGGCCAUGUACCUGGUCACUGUCAUGGGCAACCUGCUAAUCAUCCUGGCCAUUGGUUUUGACCCACAGCUCCACACCCCCAUGUACUUCUUCCUGUCCAACCUCUCUUUUGCUGAUGCCUGCUUUUCUACCACCACAGUCCCCAAGAUGCUGGUGAACAUCCAGACGCAUAGUCAGACCAUACUCUAUGGGGGGUGCUUAGCCCAGAUGCAUUUUUUCAUGACAUUUGGGGCUCUGGAUGACUUCCUUUUAGGGGUGAUGGCCUAUGACCGCUAUGUAGCCAUCUGCAGCCCUCUUCACUAUUCCACAGUCAUGAGUUCUCUUGUGUGCUUGCUCCUUCUUGCACUAUGCUGGGUUCUCACCACCCUUGCUGCCCUCUUACACACCCUGCUCAUGGUUAGGCUAUCUUUCUGUGCAGACAACACUAUCCAUCACUUUUUCUGUGACGUGGUCCCUCUGCUGCAGCUCUCCUGCUCAGCAACCAGCACCAAUCAGAUGACCCUGUUCCUUGUGGGCUCCAUGAUACUCACUGGUCCUCUUUCACUGAUCAUCCUGUCAUAUGCACAUAUCAUCUCCACCAUCCUCAGGGUCCCAUCUGCCUCUGGCAGACAAAAGGCCUUCUCCACCUGUGGGUCUCACCUCACAGUUGUCUUCCUGUUCUAUGGCACAGCAAUUGUUGUCUACCUGUGCCCCACUUCUUCACACUCAGGGGGAAAAGAUAGAAUUGCAGCUGUAUUUUACACAGUGGUGACCCCCAUGCUAAAUCCUUUCAUCUAUAGCCUUAGAAACAAGGAUAUGAAGAGAGCACUGAGCAGACUUAGUGGCCUGAACACACUUUCUUCUCUAACUUUACGUCCAGGUUACAUCCAGGAAGGCCCACAUGCUCAGGAAGUAGUAGCCCUCCCUUCAACCUCAUAUGAAUAG